AUGGCGACGGGGGGAAUGGCGCUACUCUUAUCGCCCCAGAACCAACCACACACCUUCCGCGGGCUCGAGACGAUCGGGGUGAUCGUGUACAUCUGCGCGCUAGUGUUCUUCGUGCUGGUGACGGCGGGGAUCAGCUACCGGUUCAGCAAGUGGCCGCACGCGCUGGUUUCCAGCCUCGUGCACCCGACGGAGUCGCUGUAUUUCGGCACAGCGUUCCUGGCCGUCGCCGGGAUCAUCUCGUGCAUGGCACACUACGGGAUCCCGAACUGCGGGUACUGGCUGGUGAUCGUGUACCGGGUGCUCUUCUGGGUAUAUCUGAGCGUGACGUUCAUUGUGGCGGUGGGGGCGUACUCGAUGCUGUUCACCAACCCACGGCUCAAGAUCCAGGACAUGACACCGGCAUGGGACCUGCCGAUGUUUCCGUUCAUGCUGAGCGGCACGAUCGCGUCGGCGGGGAUCGAGUACCAGCCGCGCGCGGCGGCGAUGCCGAUGCUGUUCGCCGGGCUGACGGCACAGGGGCUGGGAAUGCUGGUGUCGUGCUUCAUGUACGCCAGCUACUCGCGGCGCAUGAUCCAGUACGGGUUCCCGUCGCCGGAGUCGCGGCCGGGCAUGUUCAUCGCGGUCGGCCCGCCCAGCUUCACGGCGCUGGCCAUCAUCGGGCUCGCCGACCACUGGCCCGGCGGCUACGACUAUUUCGGCCCCAACGCCGUCACCGCCCAGGUCCUGCGUGUCCUGGCCCUGGUCGUCGCCGUCUUCAUCUGGAGUCUGUCGCUGUGGUUCUUCUCCCUCGCCGUCGUCAGCUGUCUGGCUGUCUGGAAAACGUUUCGCUUCCACAUGAACUGGUGGGCCUUUGUCUUCCCCAACACCGGCUUCACCCUGGCCACCAUCAACAUCGGCCGCUCGCUGCACAGCCAGGCCGUCAUGUGGGUCGGCUCCGUCAUGACCGUCGGCUUGGUUAUCGUCUAUCUGUACGUCUUGGCCAACUUCGUCCGCGCCGUCUGGCGCAAGGAUGUCCUCUAUUCCGGCAAGGAUGAGGACAAUUACAAGCGCGAGAAAAUGGGCAAGGCCGAAGCCCUCGGCGUCGAUCUCGAAAAGUGUUCUUGCGGCAGGCAGGUCAAAGCCCACUGA
Molecule: messenger RNA, 1128 nt
Organism: Capronia coronata CBS 617.96
Lineage: Eukaryota; Fungi; Ascomycota; Eurotiomycetes; Chaetothyriales; Herpotrichiellaceae
Exons: 1
Coding region: 1-1128 (375 amino acids)
Biological process (GO): malate transmembrane transport
Cellular component (GO): membrane
Molecular function (GO): malate transmembrane transporter activity
Source: RefSeq, a predicted model, not a curated record